GAGGGCGUUCCUUCCUAGUUGGCUUUGGCUGGAGUGGGAAUCAGCUGUUAGCAGGCUAGCUAGUCGUCUCAAAUCUGAGCAUUAUACAUUUCUGUGUACGGUGAACGACCAUACCUAGAACAUUUGCUGAGACGGAAUUCGGCAUAUUCUCUGACUGCAAUGCAUCGCAAGAAUAGCUAGAUCAAGUGGACCGGCAUAAAUAGCCAGUUAGCUGACGCCUGGAUUAGCGUUAGCCGGGUCUAGGGCUAGCUAGCAAACUACGUCUGGUUUAUGAAGACCAGAUUUAUGUUUUUUAACGUAUCAGCUGUCUAGCAGCUUCAGCUAGGCUUUUUAAAACCGAGUAUAACGUGUUGCCAUUAACGGUUAAACCGGUGUCCUAGCGUUGCCAGCCUUUGGAUUAGUUUAGUGGUCAAGCCUGUAUCUGGCCGACGUAUCAAUGCGCUACUCGCCAUGCCUUUGCGCACACGCCCUGAAAAAUAUAGGGAUUCAACUGUUCAGUUUGAAUUGUGUGUUGUAGAUAUGAACCCCGAUAUGUGGCUGCUACUCAUGUAUUUAAAAUUGAAUGUGUCAUUUUGAGACCAGACAUCACUGACAGUGGUUCUGUCUGAUGUUAUAGACGAGUGGACUGUUCUUUCAGAUAUCUGGGGUGUAGUCAGUAGUAGGACUUUAGCAAAUUGUUUAAUCAUGGGGGCUACAGUGUCAUGCUGCAUGUCCCCCGGCGGGAGUCCAAAACUUGCAAGGAGAGCAGUCGAGCUCGACGACUACCCAAUAACCACCACUGGCGACGACGUAAGCGAGGACACCGGCACCUAUCUGCAGCACAUCAGCGAUAGAGAGGUCCCGGAUGAAUUGGCGCAGGAGUCCAACCCAUCUGAUAAUGCCAGAGCCAGCACAAUCUUCCUCAACAAGUCUCAGACUGAUGUGCGGGAGAAAAGGAGAAGUAACUACUUAAGUAAUCAUCACACGUCUCCUGGGUUAUCUAAAAAGUACAGCUCCUGCUCCACAAUAUUCCUUGACGAUAGCACGGUCAGCCUGCCCAACCUGAAGAGUACAGUCAAAUGUGUCACGUUGGCGAUAUACUAUCACAUAAAAAACAGUUUAUUGUGUCCAUUCUUCCCCAAGGUGUACCUGGAGCGUCUGCUGACCUACGCUGAGAUGGACAUCUGUCCCUGCAACUGGAAGCGUAUCGUACUGGGAGCCAUCCUGCUGGCGUCCAAGGUGUGGGACGACCAGGCCGUGUGGAACGUAGACUACUGCCAGAUCCUCAAGGACAUCACCGUGGAGGACAUGAAUGAGAUGGAGAGGCACUUCCUGGAGCUGCUUCAGUUCAACAUCAACGUGCCGGCCAGCGUCUACGCCAAGUACUACUUUGACCUGCGCUCCCUGGCCGACGACAACAACCUCAACUUCCCCCUGGAGCCACUUGACAACCAGCGAGCCACUAAACUGGAGGCUAUCUCCAGACUGUGUGAGGACAGAUACAAGGAUCUGGGCAAGGUGACCAUAAGGAGGUCCCUCAGCGCAGACAAUCUGGUGGGUGUCCGAACCACCCACGCCGUGCUGUCCUAAAGCUGGACCUGCUACACACACAGGACAGGCUGAAGAUGCACCGAAGGUCUUCCUAAACUAGACACUCACUGGCACCAUCGACACACACAGCUGGUCCCAGAUCUGUAUGGUGGCAGCUCCACCACUGAUACUUACUCAUACACUCCAGAUCUGCAAGAAGGGUUGGAGUGACUGACACCACACACUGACCAUGGUGACGAAGCCUCUAACUACCCUGUGGUGUAGUUUGGCGCACGGACAGACAGAUGGUGACGUAGGACGGUUUUCUUUGCUUACUGUGUAGGCCCUUUAGCUGGGAAAUGUAUCGGUUUUUAAUUGAACAUAUUUUCAGUUGCUGUUUAUUUCAAAUAAACCGUAAUAAACUAUCAAAUA
Molecule: messenger RNA, 1941 nt
Organism: Oncorhynchus tshawytscha (Chinook salmon)
Lineage: Eukaryota; Metazoa; Chordata; Actinopteri; Salmoniformes; Salmonidae
Product: cyclin-Y-like protein 1
Exons: 8
Coding region: 685-1569 (294 amino acids)
Biological process (GO): regulation of canonical Wnt signaling pathway; regulation of cyclin-dependent protein serine/threonine kinase activity
Cellular component (GO): plasma membrane
Molecular function (GO): cyclin-dependent protein serine/threonine kinase activator activity; protein kinase binding
Source: RefSeq, a predicted model, not a curated record